AUGCUUCCACGUCAGCAGAGUCUCCAUGACAGAAUCCAGAGCGACGAUUGGUGCAGAGGUCUCUCGGACGGCCUUUACGCAGACCCCCUGGCCAACCCUUCAUGCAGUGUAUACUUCCGCUGCUCCAACCAGGCUCUCGCCGCUCUGCACCGCUGUCCACCGCACACGCUGUUCCUCGAGGCAGGCCUGUGGAACGGCGGUAAAGGGGAGGAGGAGGCGGGGAGCGAGGGCGCGUGCAUCCCUGAGGAGGAGUUCCUGCACAAUGCACACCUGAGGAAACUCGGAGCGAGCUCCUCUGGCGAAGGCUGGGAGGGUUUCCCUGUGGAGGGCCAGGGAGACGCGGGCUCCGCGUAUCCGUCUGGCGGCCACCGGGAGGUUUCGUUGAGGGAGGUGGCGGGUGUGAGCCGGGCAGUGGGCCUUCUCAAAUCAAAACCAGCAGCAGCAGCAGCAGCCGGCGCAGGAGGGGCAGAAAUAGCAGGGGGGGCAGGGGGAGACGAAGGAGCAGGAGGAACGGGAGAGUCUAUGGGAGCAAUGAGGAGCCAGCUUGAGGUGAAUCCACAGGCAGGGGGAAGCGGGGCUUCAUCUCCAGGUGCCUCAUCGCAGGCUGCCCCAUCUUCCCCCACCCCGUCCGCUUCCCUCCCGGACCCGCAAGCCCUGGCGGAGCUGAAUGCGCUGCUGGCCUUCAAGGCGUCCGUCAUCGUGUUUAACGACCUCCUCGCCUCAUGGACCGUUCCCCGCUCCGCCUUCUCCGCCUCCUCCGCCCCAUCCGCCAACUCCGUCCCCUCCGCCUCCCCCGCCUCCUCCGCUGCCUCCCCCGACCCCUACAGCUUCCUCUGCGCCUGGCGCUUCGUUACUUGCUCCCCCGCCCGCCCAGGUGGCGCGCGGAGGGUGGUGGGGCUGAGUAUGACCAGGUUCGGCCCGGACCUGGACCAGAGGCCCAUGCUGAUGCUCACCCGCAGGUCCGUUCUGGAGGAAAAUUGGGACGGUUCAGGUGCGGCAAGUGGAGGGGGGAGCAGCGGUGACUUCUCCGCCCUCACAGCCCUCACCAACCUCUCUCUCUCCAGCAAUCGCGACUACCGCGAGAUGGCUGGGCUAAUAGGAGCCUUCCCCUCCCACCUCACCUCCUGCUCCUCCCUCCAAGUCCUCUCCCUCACAGGCCACAGGCUACUCGGCCCCCUCCCAGACUCAAUCUCUCUCUUCUCCUCCCUUAAGCACUUACAGCUGACGUAUAAUCUAAUGUCCGGGCAGUUACCCACUGCCCUGGCGUCGCUUUCCCGCCUCACGAACCUUAAUUUGGAGGCCAACAAUUUCUCGGGGGAAAUCCCCUCGCAGAUAUCCCGGCUCGCAAAAACGCUUGUGAAUCUAAAUCUCGGGCAAAACUCCCUUUCGGGCAGCUUACCAACCGAGCUCGGGCAGCUGACAAACCUCGGAAACGGCCCAUUCGUCGACCCAUACCCUGGCCUCUACCUUCACCGAAACUUACAUUCCGGCCCGCUGCCCGAAUCCCUCUCGUCCCUCUCGUCCCUCCAAGCCCUAGACCUCUCUUUCAAUAACCUAUCCGGCCCAAUACCUCAAGCAGGUUCCUUCCUCACGUCCUUCAACAACCUUCUCCUCCUGUCACUAUCCCACAACCAGCUCUCCGGUCCCCUGCCGCUGCAGAAGGGCUGCGGCAUGUCCUUGUAUCUGUUUCAGCUCGGUUCUAACCGGUUCACUGGUGGUCUUCCUGCUGACCUCUCGUCCUGCUACUUGCUUUACUCGCUCGACGUGUCUAACAAUUUACUUUCAGGGCAGCUGUCGCCGGGUUUCUUUACGUCCCUAGCAGGGACGUCGGUGGGGGAGAUUUUCCUGGCAAACAAUAGCUUUGAGGGUAAUUUACCCUCGGAAAUUGGCGGUGUUGUGACGCUGGGCGCUCUGGAUGCCAGUGGCAACCGGCUUUCUGGGAAGCUUCCGGAGCUCAAAUCCUGUCCGUCUUUGAUUUACCUGGCGAACAAUAACUUCUCGGGCAGGAUUCCGGCAGGGUUUAUCUGCCCGUCCUUGUCAGCCCUAGACUUGAGCAACAACUCUUUGUCGGGGGACCUGCCCGAAAUCCUUCUGGGCAACGCUAGGCCAGCCGAAAAAAACCCACCACCAUCGGCAUCGGCAGCAGCAGCAUCAACACUAUCAGCAGUAGCAGCAGCAGCAGCAGGAGGAGGAGGAGGAGGAGGAGGAGGAGGAGGAGGAGGAGGAGGAGGAGGAGGAGGAGGGGCAGGAGCAGGAGCAGCAGCAGCGCUACCAGCCUUUCAGUACCUUUCUCUGAGUCUCAACCGUCUCACUGGCCCUCUUCCCUACCUAGGCAAAUGCUCCUCCCUCACCACCCUCCUCCUCGAUUCCAACCAAUUCUCAGGCCCCCUCCUCCUCCCCUCCUCCCCUCCUUGCCCCAGACUCCAAUCCUUCAACGUCUCCCACAACUCCCUUACAGGCACGCUCGAUACUAUCACCACCCAGCUUCGCCCCUCCCCCAUUUUCACCCUCGGCCUCGCCGGAAACCUCCUGGAAGGUCCCGUUCCGGCCGCCAUAGGAAACCUGACGUCAGCACGGACAAUUGACGUGUCAGGCAACCACCUCUCGGGCUCCCUCCCACCGACACUUAGCCAGCUGCAGGUGCUCCACUCGCUAAGUGUCAGCGGGAAUAGCCUUUCCUCCUUCCUCCCAGCAGAACUCAGCGCCCUCUCCCUUCUCACCUCUCUGGACGUGAGCAGGAACGAUUUCAACGGCCCGAUUCCCCCGCAGCUAGCCCCUCCGUUCCUCCCCCGCCUGCUCUACUUAAACCUCUCUCAUAACCACUUCGUCGGUGCUAUACCCUACGGUUUCUCCAACACUAAUACCUCUGCCACCGCCCUGGACUUCUCUUUCAACAAUCUUCUCGGUCAAAUCCCCUUCAACACCACCGGCACUCCCCUGUCUGCAUCCGCGUUACAAGGCAACCUGGGACUCUGCGGAGGGUUCGGGUAUGCCUCCUGCCCAACGCCGCCCUACGAGAGCACAGGGGGGGUCUCGCCGGGAGCGAUUGCAGGGAUCGCGGUGGGCUGUGCGGCGUUUGUCGCGGCGCUGGUGGUGCUGCUGGUGCUGCUGUGGCUGUGGCUGUUUGCGCGAAGGAGAGGGCCGAGCCUGGACGGCGGCACCAUGCUGGUGUUUGAGAAGCUGGGCUUUAAGCUCACGGUGACGGACGUGGUGGAUGCGACUGAAGACUUCAGUAACAAGUUCUUGCUGGGACGAGGAGGCUUUGGCUCUGUUUACAGAGCCACACUGCAAGAUGGAAGGUCCGUCGCGAUAAAGCGCCUGGCCUUGGGCAGCAGCCAGGGGCAGCGGGAGUUUGAAGCCGAGAUGAACACCCUCGGCAACGUGCGGCACCGCAACCUAGUAGUCCUGGUCGCUGCAUACCUCUCCCCGCCGCCCGCCCAAGAGCGCCUCUUAAUCUACGACUUCCUCCCAGGCGGCUCCCUAGACCAGGUCUUGGCGCGCGAAAUGGGCAAAGACUCGCCGAUGCGACGGUGGGCUGUAAGGAGGAACAUCUUAGAGGGUACAGCACGGGCCCUCAAAUACCUUCACCAGGAUUGCACCCCAGGGAUUAUCCAUAGAGAUAUGAAGCCCGCGAAUAUUCUCCUGGACGAGAAUUUAGAGGCUAAGGUGGCUGAUUUCGGGCUGGCGAGGGAGGCGGAUGCGAGCCGGACUCAUAUGAGCACGAGUGUGUUUGGGACGGUGGGGUAUUUGUCUCCGGAGUACUCGCAGAGGGGGCGGCUGUCGUUCAAGAGCGAUGUGUUCGCGUUCGGAGUGCUGGUGCUGCAGGUGAUUACUGGGAAGCUUCCGACGGACAGUGACGUGGCGGAACGAGGGCUCGCCAGGUGGGUGGGGAUGCACACUGUGGCAUCAUUCGUGGACGACAGGAUAGACGACGCGCUGCUGUACGAGGAUGAGAUCAUGGGCGUCGUCACACUCGCCCUGCAGUGCACCCAGACUGUCCCCGCUGACCGCCCCUCCAUGCCUGAGGCUCUCGAGGUGUUGGAGAAUCUGCACGACUUUGCUAAGGGGAUCCGCAUGGGGAUAGACGCCAAGGAGGUGGAGUGA
Molecule: messenger RNA, 4104 nt
Organism: Closterium sp. NIES-65
Lineage: Eukaryota; Viridiplantae; Streptophyta; Zygnematophyceae; Desmidiales; Closteriaceae
Source: the annotation of a GenBank genome assembly